Molecule: messenger RNA, 1716 nt
Organism: Pseudovirgaria hyperparasitica
Lineage: Eukaryota; Fungi; Ascomycota; Dothideomycetes; Acrospermales; Acrospermaceae
Product: putative AP-1 adaptor complex subunit MU
Exons: 6
Coding region: 1-1341 (446 amino acids)
Biological process (GO): intracellular protein transport; vesicle-mediated transport
Cellular component (GO): clathrin-coated vesicle; clathrin adaptor complex
Molecular function (GO): clathrin-cargo adaptor activity
Source: RefSeq, a predicted model, not a curated record
AUGGCGUCAGCGCUCUUCUUCCUUGACCUGAAGGGCAAGACCCUUCUUGCCCGCAACUAUAGAGGAGAUAUCCCCAUGUCUGCCGUCGAGAAGUUUCCCAUACUCCUAAGUGAAGCGGAAGAGGACUCCUCCGCUGUCCCGCCGUGCUUCUCAAACGAAGGAAUCAAUUAUCUCUACAUACGUCAUAACAACCUCUACGUCCUUGCUCUCACAAAACGAAAUACUAAUGCGGCCGAGAUCCUGCUCUUCCUCCACAAAAUCGUCGAAGUUUUUACAGAGUACUUCAAAGAGCUAGAAGAAGAAAGUAUAAGGGACAACUUCGUAAUUAUCUACGAAUUGCUUGACGAGAUGAUGGACUUUGGGUACCCACAGACCACAGAAACAAAGAUAUUACAAGAGUACAUCACCCAAGAAUCACACAAGCUUGAGGUCCAGGCCCGGCCGCCAAUUGCUGUCACAAACGCAGUUAGUUGGCGGAGCGAAGGCAUACGCUAUCGAAAGAACGAAGUUUUCCUGGACGUUAUCGAAUCUCUCAACCUUCUCGUAUCUGCCAACGGCAAUGUGUUGAGGUCAGAAAUCUUAGGCGCAGUCAAAAUGAAAUGCUAUCUAUCAGGUAUGCCAGAGUUGCGACUGGGAUUGAACGACAAGGCUAUGUUUGAGACAACGGGUCGCGCUACACGGGGGAAGGCUGUCGAGAUGGAAGAUGUCAAAUUCCACCAGUGUGUGCGUCUGUCUCGGUUCGAGAAUGACCGCACAAUCAGUUUCAUACCACCGGACGGUGAAUUUGAACUGAUGAGCUACCGACUGAAUACUCAGGUCAAACCCUUGAUUUGGGUGGAAUGCAUUGUGGAGACUCAUUCAGGCAGCCGAAUUGAGUAUAUGCUCAAGGCAAGGGCACAAUUCAAGCGACGCAGCACCGCAAAUAACGUACAAAUAUCUAUACCAGUGCCGGACGAUGCCGACUCACCAAGAUUUCGAACAAAUAUCGGCACAGUACAUUAUGCGCCUGAAACAUCGUCGAUAGUAUGGAAGAUUAAGCAAUUUGGCGGCGGUAAGGAAUUUUUGAUGCGUGCAGAGCUAGGUUUGCCCUCAGUACGCGGAGACGAUGAGAAGGGAGGAGGCAUGAUGGGAGGUUUUGGUGGAAGUAUGGGCGGGGUAGCUGGUGGCAAGGGAAAGAGGCCUAUCAGCGUCAAGUUCGAGAUUCCAUAUUUUACGACGAGUGGUAUUCAAGUGCGGUAUCUCAAGAUCAUUGAACCCAAGCUUCAAUACCCGUCGCUCCCAUGGGUACGAUACAUUACACAGUCGGGCGACAUCGCAGUACGGCUCCCAGAGGUGCAGUAAUGGAAGACGAGUCCACCGGCCAGCAUGUAUUGAGGAUGCGAUUAGAUACCCAGCAAUACAUGAUGGAGAAACCGAACAAGGCAAAACACUCGUCAGCCUGACAAAUGCAUGCCAAGGGACAGAUAGACAGGCCCCCAGGCGACCAAUGAUUUCGUGACUAGAGCUUUGCACCAUCAGCACACGGCAUGAUCAAUAGCACUCGCACUGCAUAUGCGUUGCGUGGUGCUCUGUCGUCAGCAGUUCUCGGUAGAUCGCUACUGGUCGCCAGACUGAUAUUGACUGCACAGGACACAGAUGUAGCACAAGCGGACGGGCAUGUACGUGUAUGCACCUGGCCUAAGACGUCUUGCCCGCACACACACACACACACGCACA